CUGGGGACAAAGAUAUACGGGAUAUCUUUGCAGAUGAGCUGCUUUUGAGGAGGGCUCCAUCACCCAGGCUUGCCUUCCCAUAAGGCUCCCAUGUGUGGGGGAGAUGGCUAGCCUGCAGGAGUGGGAGGGAAGGGCAGGAGAGGUACAGCUGGAGGAGGCUCCACGGAAAGACUGUGGAAAAGCAGACAGCAGGGAGAUAAAGAGGGACAAGUCACCCACUGCAAGCUGAAAUGCAGAGGGGGUGGUGAGUAGGAGAAGAGCUGGGAGGCAGAGAUUUGGAAGCCUUGUCACAGGAGGACUGGCCUCAAGAGCACAGAGCAGGGGAAAGUUAAGGCCCUACAAACAGCUAUCAUGGUGACUCUUCUUUUCCUCUUCUGUAUCCUCUUGCCCUGCACUAAAUCCCAGGAGGACUUUCUGGACCAUCAUCAGAAAUGGAACUACAGAGAAGGCGCUGACAAGGUCAACAUAGAAGGCAUUAACAGCAUUACUCAAACACUUGAGAAAUGGGGGAACGGCAUCUUCUGGCAAAUGAAGCACACCCUGCUGAACAACCCAAACGCUUUACUGCCCGAGUUCUCCAGUCUCCGUCCUGUCUCUGCAGCUGUGGACAAUCUCGUGAGGGAAGUUCAUUCAAUAAGGAAAAGGCUAGAAGAACUGGACGAACGCCUCAAUGUCAUCAGCAAAACUGUCCUUCCCAUCCGAAUGAACGCUCUGCAGAGCCAGAGGCGUGGAAAUACUCAGCUGAGGAGUCUUCCAAUGCAUAGGAGAAGGUUGUAUGCUCGCAGGAGACCUCAGAGGAGUUAAUUCUCUAAAAAAAAAAAAAAGAAAAAAAAAAGAGGAAAAUGUUUUAUUUUCAUCUGCUUAAGCCUUUCUCAGUGGGAUGCUGCCAGAAAGAAUGAAGUAAAGCACAUGCAAGUCAGCUUUACUGAAGAGACCAGAACUUCUGCAUUUUGCUGCUGCCUUUCAAACCUAGGUCAGUAGGUGAAAUCUGACUCUGUUCUUCAAUGAUGGCUGUUUUGUGUCCCAUUCAAAAUGAGUUGACAAGCUCAGUCUGCUUGAGUGUGAAUACCCUCAGUCAUUCUUUCUGCUUACCAGAGGAAGCUCUUUCUAUAAAGAUCAGGUGUCCUAUUUUUACAGCAGUCCACCUGAAACGGGUGGGGAAUUUGGUCUUCAACUAUGCUAAAUGCCUGACGAAUGCAGACAGAGAAGAAAGUAUGUUUAACACAGAGCCUUAACCUAUUCUCCAUCAGUGCAAAGAAUGUCCUGUUCACACAUUCAGAGGGUGGGUAGGGUUGGAUAACCUUGGUCUGUACAUCAUGUUUCAAGACUGAAGAUGUGUCAGAUACCAGGGACCAAAUGUGAACAUCUAUCUUCUGCAGAGUAGUUUUUUAGACACCUGGAACUGGGCACUCAAAACCUUGUUAUUCAGCAGGUAUGUUUAGAAUUUCCAGAACUCUGAAAGACAUUGCACUGGCUUCUGACAAGAUCCUUGGAAACCUGGGGAUGUUUUUGCAAAACUAUUUAGAGUGUAAGAGACAGCUCAGUCCCCAAAUUCAGAGAUAAUAAAUGAGCUCGUGUCUAAUUUGCACAGUAUCUUCUCUACAUGCAAGCACAGACUUCCAGACAUUUCCCAACAUGCUGUAGCACUAUUAAGAUUUGUAGAAAAAGAACAGCUAUGCACCUCAAGGACUUUGGCGCCUUGGGGAGUACCCAGAAUACCCUGUCUUCAGCUUGUUUUUGCCUGUGGUUUCCUGACAAUAAAACUGGUGAUAAAGGAACAGUGCAGAAAUCAAAUUAUGCCCUGAACAGAGGAUGAAGUGGGCUUGCCCUUCAAGUCUCUGAAGGUAAAUCCAAAACAGAGAUUCCCAUCCUGUGUUGCAGCCAACUACAUACCAUAAAUCUAUCAAAACAUAGGCAGGAGAGUUGUUGUUUGUUUUUUUUCCAAAGGCCUGGAUGAAGCAAUUUAUGAGAACAAAAAUAAAGAAUGGAUUAUGUCUAAAUGGUUGUGGGGGAGGCUGGCAGGACAGAUGUUUUGCAAACAUUCUCCAGUCAUAAACAAUGAGGAUGCAGACUAGCUAUUUAAGGAUUCCCAGGGCCUGAGUUUAUGGAAAGAAGUUCAGUAACACUACAAUAACCUCCAGAGAGAAAGGGAAGAACUAGUUUUACAUGAAAUCUUUCAAAAUGAACCAGAAGUAACACAGUCAUCAUUUUGGCUGGGACUUGGGAGCUGAGUGGGGUAGAUAUGAGGCAUGUAUGAGACAAUAUGGUAAAUAUUUCCUGGAUGUAGAUUCUCUGAGUUUAGGUUUUCAGAAAAUAACGGAACUCCAACUUGGAAGGUUUUUCUUAGGCUUUUGCUUGGGAAUGUGAGACACUACUUAACUAGACAAAGGAAAAAUCAAGCCUAGGAACAAGCUGAUAAAAAGAUACAGUUGGGCCUUUGGUGAAGUUGUCAUAAUAAUUUCUCAGGAAAUGUAGAGUGUUUUGAUACCAGAAUAUAUUCACCUAAGUUACAAGGAAUCACAGGAGUGAAAGGUCCCAUCAAUCUCCCCCUUGUUAUUCUCCAUUCAGAGCUACUAGGCCAUGCUGUAGCAUCAGCUGCAUGGUUGCACAGACUGCUGGUCCCUCCAGGGGAUGCUUUACACACUUUGCUUAGGGCUGCUGGGACUGCUGGUCACUUUGGGUUAUCUAGAGGAAGAAUACAUCAUAAAUGCGAGCUUUCGUGUUCAUAUUUUAGACUUGAACAUUUUAUCAGGCUACCUGAAGUUGUAUAAAAUGCAAUGUGAAACAGAAGGAUGAGAAUUCUGGCUCAGGGAAGUCCCUCAGUCACAGAUGGCUGGAGGUAGAAGGCCAGACCAGAUCACUACAUGCUUUUACUUUUUACCUAGAUGUCCACUGCCAGCUUCUGCCAGAAAGAGAGGACUGGGCAAGAUGGACUUCUGGUCUGACCCAGUCCAUGUGUUCCUACAUUGAUAUGUGCAAGUUGGUAUUUUUGGCAAAACUUGGCAGCUCAAUGGAGAAACUCACUGAUUAUUUUAAAAGAGAACAAAUCAGCUGCAGCACUCUAUGUA
This is a messenger RNA of Apus apus (common swift), 3068 nucleotides long. RefSeq lists its product as uncharacterized. The transcript has 4 exons. The record is from RefSeq and is a predicted model, not a curated record. The coding region runs from base 352 to 804 and encodes 150 amino acids. Lineage: Eukaryota; Metazoa; Chordata; Aves; Apodiformes; Apodidae.